Falco peregrinus (peregrine falcon) is the source of this 3596-nucleotide messenger RNA. It is a transcript of the gene RERG, whose product is annotated as RAS like estrogen regulated growth inhibitor. Bases 350 to 952 code for a protein of 200 amino acids. The transcript is spliced from 6 exons. The record is from RefSeq and is a predicted model, not a curated record. Gene Ontology annotation, molecular function: GTP binding; GTPase activity. Lineage: Eukaryota; Metazoa; Chordata; Aves; Falconiformes; Falconidae.
CCGGGGCCGGGGCCGGGGCCGGGGCUGGGGCCGGGGCCGGGGCCGGGGCCGGGGCCGGGCCGCGCCUCCCUCGCUGAGCGCCGCGGCGCAGCGCGGGCACCGCCAGCGCGGCCCCCCGCGCUGCUCGCAAGGAGGGAGACUGAGUUUGUGAUGUUUUAAGUCAGGCUUGAGGAUCAUCAGCAUCGUCAGAGUUGCCAUUUUUCGCCCAAGAUCUUAAAGCACUCUACAAUGACAGGCUCUGCAUUGACGUCACAAUGACACGGUGAAGCCAAAGACAGGAGCUGGGAAUGGUUCUUCUGCUUCACUUUAGAUAAUCGAGUGAAUUUGUCACCACUCCGUCCCUUCCAGCAUGGCUAAGAGUGCAGAAGUGAAGCUGGCGAUCUUCGGUCGAGCUGGUGUGGGCAAAUCAGCUCUCGUCGUACGCUUCCUGACCAAACGGUUCAUCUGGGAGUAUGAUCCAACGUUAGAGUCUACAUAUCGUCACCAAGCUACCAUUGAUGAUGAAGUGGUUUCCAUGGAGAUACUAGAUACAGCUGGUCAGCAGGAGGAUGCUAUACAGAAAGAAGGACACGUGCGAUGGGGUGAAGGCUUUGUUCUGGUUUACGACAUCACGGACAGAGGCAGCUUUGAAGAAGUGCUGCCACUUAAGAACUUGUUGGAUGAAGUUAAAAAACCCAAAAAUGUCACCCUGAUCCUAGUGGGGAACAAAGCAGACUUGGAUCACUCCAGGCAGGUCAGCACAGAGGAAGGUGAAAAGCUGGCCACAGAACUGGCAUGUGCUUUUUACGAGUGCUCUGCUUGCACAGGAGAAGGCAACAUUAUGGAGGCCUUCUAUGAGCUCUGUCGUGAGGUACGGCGUCGAAAGAUGGUCCAGGGCAAGACUCGGAGACGAAGCUCCACCACCCAUGUCAAGCAGGCAAUUAAUAAGAUGCUGACCAAAAUCAGCAGCUAAAAAGAGUGGAACUAAGCCAGAGAAGCAUUUUAUAGCAUAUUAGCUUGGAGUAGGGAUGAGGCAGGCAGAGCACACUUAACUAAAAAUGGUCAAAGCUUUGCAAUUAAAAAAAUAAAAAAGACAAACACCACCACUUUUUGAGUAACACAGGGUCAGACUUUUUUCCUAUUUCAGAACGUAUUUAGCCACACUGCUUCUGGCUAACAUAGGGCGGGGGAGGGGAGGAAGCAAAGGGAAAAAAAGCAAACUCCAAAGGACUAGAUGAUUGUGGGGAUUGGCACUGACAGAGCAUCUUCUGCUUCUACAAGGCUGGCUCCAGUCCCCUGCAAGUCAGUAGUGCCUAAACAUGAUUUCCAGCCAGCCAGUUGCUCAGAAGCCAUUGGAGAGCAAGAUUCAGCCCUCAGUCCAUCAACAACCAUUACAACCAGUGUUCUCAAGGACUGAGUACGUGUAGAGGCUGCUGCAUUGUAUUGGAAAGUUCAUCUGUCACCUUUCACCAGCUCUCAAUUGGCACAUUGUGUGCUUUUACUCCAAACUGUCCUUCCUUGUUAUUUUUUCCAAAUCUAUGAGUACUGAUGUUCUUAGCAAGGUACGCAAAAAAUGCAGGAAAGGUCUAUUUCAUGGAGUGUUUAGCCAACAAGACACACAUUUUGAAAGAGCUGAAGUUCAGCUGCUUAUCCAGAUCCUCUGAAACUGUGGAAUUCAUCAAGAAAUAAUCAGCUAGUCCAGUCGCAUUUUAGCAUUUCCCCCUCAAACUGCAGUACUGUACUUGGGGAAAUAGGAGUGUAUGAGUUGGGAAAUAAAACCAAAAAAAUAAUCACACUACUAUUGAUUUAGUUAUGGGUAGUUUUUAGCUUUUUUUUUACAUUUUUGCUUUGGUCUUAUUUCAAUUCAAAUUGUUCCUCUUACUCUAUCUUAUAACUGAAGAAGAACUGAAUCCAUGGGAAGGCAAGCAUUCAAAGUAAGCCCAAAUGUAAAUCAGAUGUGAAUCACCACUGCCAUAUCAAAAGGCCAUAAUUUCCAGCUGUUUAAACUUCCAGAUUGCUUGAAGCACUCUGUGGUUUAAACCAGCACAUUUUUUAUGACUUAUCUGGCAAAUUGAAGUGAAAGUGCUUUAUCAGAUUUUGGUGCCUGGGAUAAAAGGUGUCCAGUUUUUAAUCCUCUCUCUCCUCCCUCAGACAUCUCAUUUAAGCCAGCUGUCAAGUUUUGCCUCCUGUCUACUUGGUUUGUAACUGUGUGUUAAAAGAUGCAACAAACUGGAAGAUUUUCAUUCACAUUGUGCUGGUCUCCCACCAGUUGUGUAGCAUCCUUUUAGGCAGCGUGGUGUGCAGCUCAGACUGUCAUCACAUAGAACUGCAGCCAAAGGUUGGGAUAACAAUUGGGAAUAUUUGCAGUAUUAUUUUAGGAACAGCCCCCUUGUAGCAAGUGCUUACAACUUGAUUCUCCACUGCUUUGUACCUCAUAUGGUUAUUCACUUCUGUGAGGAAGUAACACCAAAAGAUUAUCAAAUGCAAAUUGCUGCAGAUGCAGGAGGGUGAGGAUAUCUGGUUGGAUAGCACUUUAUACAGUUAUAGGUAACCAUGUCUGUGGUGGAACAGGCUGGAGAAUCAAGCCUGUAUAUCCCUGUGACAGAUAAAAGUCCCAAGUCAGGACUUUUAUCAAAAGGAUUGGCUUAAAGAUACUUUAUAAAAAUAAAUUUCUUUAAAGCAUUCUCUUUUACCCAACCAGCAUCAAAGAACAUCAAAUUCUGAUGUAUAUUUUAUUUGUGCUGUUGUUUAUUUUCUCUUUUCCCUAUUCUAGAUAGUGAAAACAUUUCACUCUUCUGGAAUCAAUGUCUAUAUUUUAGUCCUCAUAUUCAGGUAUGUUGCCAUACAUCAGCUAGACACACUGCAAUGGAAAUUCUACCAUGUGCUUCUGGGCAGGCGGUUCUUUCAACAGGUGAUACCACUAUCUUCGUGGCACAUCUGUUCCCGAACGAUUUUUCAUAUCUAACUUCUGUUAAAAAUAAAAUAAAAUACAGGUUUUACCAUGUUUAGUCCUAUUAGUAAUGCAGCAUCAAUACGAGUGUGAAAGAAAGGGCUAGUGCCCGUUCACACAGCCGUAGUCAUUAGCUGGAGGCCUGAAUGUGCAAAUGUGUAUGCUACAACAGUAGGAGCCACAGUGAGCACUUGCAAGUCGAGGCACUAAUUCAUCCCGUUAUCUUUCAAACCACUGUCAUUGCAUGUAUCCGAAGUAAACAGAACCCUUACCUGCAAUCCCAUGGCAACAUAGCUGAGAGGGAAGUUUUUAUGUCGGUAUGCAAAGCAAUUGAUUUAUCCCUUUUUAAAACAACUUCAACAGUUCUUUUCUCUGAAAACCUUUCUUGGGGUUCAGAGUUGAGCUGCAUUUGAAAUACAGAAAGGUAAUAUACGAAGGACAAGAGAACAUAAAUUAAUCGUAUUCAUAUCAGGAGAGUUCAAAGGAAGGAGAGGCUAAGUUAUGGCCCUAAUACUUUUCAGAAGGAUCUCAGCAGAUUAUAUCUUCUUUUAUAGUGUCUGUAUAGAGAAAUUAUAAAAUCCUAGUGAAAGUAAAUGUUCCACUGUGUAAUCAUGACUUGUUAUAUAAAGAAAUGCUAAUAAAAAUAGUAAUGUUACUUUGCAAAGAC